Penicillium arizonense is the source of this 537-nucleotide messenger RNA. RefSeq lists its product as uncharacterized. The transcript is spliced from 3 exons. The record is from RefSeq and is a predicted model, not a curated record. Bases 1 to 537 code for a protein of 178 amino acids. Lineage: Eukaryota; Fungi; Ascomycota; Eurotiomycetes; Eurotiales; Aspergillaceae.
AUGUCAUCUAAAGUCUGGCUUAUCACUGGAAGCUCAUCUAGCCUCGGAAGCGAGUUCGUCAAAGCAGCCUUAGAUCCGGGCGGCAAAAGGAUCGCGACAGUCCCGCAAGUAGACACAAUCGCUAUCUACGAGACACGAGACACGGGAGCGAGUACCAUGCUGAUAGAUGUCACUGCCACGCAACGGGAGCUGAAUGAUAUUGCCAACAAGGCAGUUUCUGUGUACGGGCAGAUUGAGGUACUGGUGAGCAACGCCGGAUAUACGCAAUUCGGGACCGUUGAAGAAACCAGUCACGUUGACUGGUUUAGAAAGUUCAAUACCAAUGACUUUGGAGCUUUGAAUACGACUAGUUCCUUCCUCCCUCAUUUGCGCAGUAACAAAUCUGGAACCAUUGUCUUCAUUGGGUCUAUGGUCGCGUGGGAUGGUGUACCUACUGUUGGAGCAUACUGUGCUUCGGAGGCGCUGCUAUACACUGAGGGUGUUGAGUGUGUGAAUGAUGUCGUGGAAGGGGAGAAAGACAUUGCUGGAAAGGAGUAG